CUACGACCAUCACACCCGCUCACGGCUUAGUAGGAUCGAAAAUGCAGGACUUACACGCUCAAAAUAAAGAAGAGCUCAAUUGGAACGCUCAGGGCUUCGCUCCGAAUAACAAAAAGCUCGAGGAGUAUACUGAACCACCGCAUUUAAUCUUUAGCAGUGCCGAAGAGCUGGUAGAACACGAUCCUCGCCUAAGCGGAUGUAAUGUUGACCAGAACUUUUUCCGUCUUGCAUGCCACCAUGUAAGAAAAGACUCUAACGGUCUAUUCGGCUGCCGCACGACUCUAGAAAACGGAAAAAAGGUUUUAAAGCAUGACUCGUGGUGUUGCUUCAAGAUUAAACAGGUUCGAAAAAGUUACCACGUUGGACAUUCGGCACGGGAUAUACUCUACGAUUGGCAGCAGCCGAGCAUCUACAUUUCCUGGAAUUCAAGGGAUAAAAUCACCUUAAUUCUAUGCAUCGACACCCCAAACGAGCUGCGUGUAGCUAUACAGGAUACUUGGGAUCAAAACCUUACCGAACGAAAUGACCCUUACAAAUGGUAUUGUCUUAUAAUUGACAGCCUCACGGAUCUAUACGAUACAUCUGUGUGGAAGUUGAGAGACUUAGUCCGGGAGGAUGUUGAAAAGAGACGAUCCCCAGAAUCGAUCGAUUUCCAACGGAUCCACGAGAUUGCAAGGCACAUUAUUCAUUCGAAUGAAACCCUUGAAGUCGCCUUGGAUACUCUUAACGGUAUUCAGCAAGCAUACGAGCUAUUUAGCAAAGAUUCUUCCAGCUCAACGGAACAAGAAAUGGAAUUUUCGUUCCGCUAUACACAGCUGGAACUUUCACGGCUUCGAAGAACUAUUAAAGCCAGCUUCCUGCGCUCCCGGUCAUUAAGUGAUCGUAUCCACAAUGAAAUUAAUCUCGCAUAUAACCUCGUCAACCAGAGAGAUAGCUUCUUGAUGAAGACGAUCGCUGUGAUGACAUUAAUAUACCUUCCUGGAUCAUAUAUUGCGUCUAUCUUCGGCAUGAACUUCUUCGAUUUCUCGUCCUCGAGCGGGCUCAUUCUUUCGGACAAGUUCUGGAUUUACUGGGUGCUUACAGCAAUUAUGACCCUGCUCACCAUUGGCAUAUGGAUGCUGUGGCAAAGCCAACGUGAGCAUACGCAAAAGGCUUCUACGCAUGUAGGAAUGCCAAACAGCCAACCAUCCCUUGUCUCGAGAAGGUUUACGUGGAUUGGUACAGAAUGGCGCUCUGCGUUCAGAGUGAAAACAAAGAAUAUUGUGUAGUUGGGAAGAGGGUAUUAAGGCGGAAGAGAAGUAAUGUUCGGCAAGGUAGAGUACAAAGUAGUUUUUCGGAGAGGAUACGGCGGCCAAGUAGCAUGCGCGGUCGAGAAGCACGAACGGGUAGAAGCUGUGCAGUGACAGGAGCGAAAGGAGACUAAGAUAUUAGUAAAGGCUGAAAAUGCAGAAGUAGAGGAACGGCGGAAGUCCAGGGACGAUCUCGGGCUAACUGGCUCCGCAAAAAGACCUUCUAGGAGUGAGCGAACCAGCCUCCUUCGCGCGGAA
This is a messenger RNA of Aplosporella prunicola CBS 121167, 1547 nucleotides long. RefSeq lists its product as uncharacterized. The coding region runs from base 42 to 1268 and encodes 408 amino acids. The record is from RefSeq and is a predicted model, not a curated record. Gene Ontology annotation, cellular component: membrane. Gene Ontology annotation, molecular function: magnesium ion transmembrane transporter activity; cobalt ion binding; cobalt ion transmembrane transporter activity. The transcript has 7 exons. Lineage: Eukaryota; Fungi; Ascomycota; Dothideomycetes; Botryosphaeriales; Aplosporellaceae. Gene Ontology annotation, biological process: transmembrane transport; metal ion transport.